Molecule: messenger RNA, 862 nt
Organism: Hipposideros armiger (great roundleaf bat)
Lineage: Eukaryota; Metazoa; Chordata; Mammalia; Chiroptera; Hipposideridae
Gene: PRL
Product: prolactin
Exons: 5
Coding region: 34-723 (229 amino acids)
Biological process (GO): mammary gland development; female pregnancy; positive regulation of receptor signaling pathway via JAK-STAT
Cellular component (GO): extracellular region
Molecular function (GO): prolactin receptor binding; hormone activity
Source: RefSeq, a predicted model, not a curated record
UGGCGAAGGGUGUUUCCUGAAUUAUCACCCACGAUGGAGAGCGAAGGGUUGACACUGAAAGGGUCACGCCUACUCCUGCUACUGCUGGUGUCAAACCUACUCCUGUGCAAGAGUGUGGUCUCGCUGCCCGUCUGUCCCAGUGGGGCUGCCAACUGCCAAGUGUCCCUCCAAGACCUGUUUGACCGUGCAGUCAUCCUGUCGCACUACAUCCACAACCUCUCCUCGGAAAUGUUCAAUGAAUUUGAUACACGGUAUGCCCAGGGCAAGGGGUUCUUUUCCAAGACUAUCAACAGCUGCCACACUUCUUCCCUCCCUACCCCUGAUGACAAGGAGGAAGCCCAACAGACUAAACACGAAGACCUGCUGAACCUGGUACUCACUGUCUUGCGCUCCUGGAACGACCCACUGUAUCAUCUAGUCACAGAAAUGCGUGGUUUGCAAGAAGCCCCAGACACUAUCCUAUCAAGAGCCAUAGAGAUUGAGGAACAGAACAAACAGCUUCUAGAGGGCAUGGAGAAGAUUGUCGGCCAGGUUCAACCAGGAAUCAAAGAAAAUGAGGUCUAUUUUGUCUGGUCGGGACUUCCAUCGCUGCAGAUGGCUGAUGAAGACGCUCGCCUUUUUGCUUUUUAUAACUUGCUCCACUGCCUACGCAGGGAUUCAAAUAAGAUUGACAACUAUCUCAAGCUCCUGAAGUGCCGACUCAUCUACAACAACAACUGCUAAGCCCACAUCCAUUUCCUCUGUUUCUGAGAUGGUUCUUAAUGAUCCAUCCCAUAGCAGGCUUCUUUUAGUUUUAUAGCUGUUUAAUGCAUGCUUGGUGUAAUGGGUCUCAUCUUAAAAAAUAAAAGCUGACUCCUUAGAG